Messenger RNA from Annulohypoxylon maeteangense, 1903 nucleotides. Its product is annotated as DnaJ-domain-containing protein. The transcript is spliced from 2 exons. The record is from RefSeq and is a predicted model, not a curated record. Lineage: Eukaryota; Fungi; Ascomycota; Sordariomycetes; Xylariales; Hypoxylaceae. Bases 301 to 1299 code for a protein of 332 amino acids.
CUUUGAAGUAAAUGUAUGUACCUGCAGCUUCCAAGCUCGCCCGGGACUUCGGAUUUACAGUGUAUACAAAACGCCACAUAUGCGGACACCGCCACAUCAGAUAAGAUCCGUCGAUAAAGCGGAAAUGAGCACGCGCAUUAAACCUUCCAUUGAUGUCGUCACUCAUUUCAUCCGACUGCGGAUGUCGGUGAUACAGCACCUAGAUUCCCUUUUCACCUACUUGCAAUCCUAUUCUAUGCUAAGAUCUGCUCAAAGAACCCAAUUCCAGGUCCAAAACCCCUCUCUGAUUCGGGAUGAGGCAUGCCACUCCGUCACGCCGUAUCCCCCUUGACCCCCUCCGUCUCCGCAGCCCGUCCGCGCCGAUGUCUCUUAUACGGCAUCGCUCCCUUUCUUCUGUCGCCGGCGACAAGUCCCUCAAAUGGAUUCCACAGCUCCACGCACCUUCGCGAUAAGCAAAUCGACAGCUCAAAGAACCAUUACGAGACACUGAAACUACAACCAGGCGCCACUCCCGCCGAGAUCAAGAAAUCCUUCUACUCCCUCUCCAAAACCCACCACCCCGACCACAACCCCAGCAACCCGCACGCCUCACGGCGGUUCAUGCGAAUAAGCGAAGCCUACAGCAUCCUCUCGAUCCCGGCCAAGCGCGCGACCUACGACCGAGACACACUGCAACUGCACAAGCGCGCACAACACCAACACCAACAACAACAACAACGCCACCCCUCGUACAGCAGCACAAACCCCGCCGGCGGCCGUCCCGCCUCGGGCCUAAGCCGACGCCGCUCCGCCUUCCAGGGCCCACCGCCGAGUUUUUUCCGCAGCGGGGGCUGGGGUGCUCACGGUGCGAAGAGGAAGGCUGCGCAGGACGAGAGCGCGGGGUCCCCCUCUUCUACCUCUACCUCGUCCUCGCAAUCAUCAUCCCCGAAAACCGGGACCGGACACGAAAGCACGGGCACGGGCGCGGGGGGCAUGGGACCGGGCCAAACGCCGUUCGGGCGGGGCUACGAGGGGGAAGUCCCGCACUUCGACCGGGUCUCGCACGAGCACAGCUCCGCGCGGUGGAGCGACAAGCGACGCACGCAGCAACAGCGACGGACGUAUUUCAACGAGCACGAGAUCGAUCUGAAUGCACGCCCGCGGUCCGAGGAGCGGGGGGAGGGGGCCAUGUUUAUUGUAGUGGGGGGGAUACUGGCGAUGAGCAUUAUGAUACCGCUUGCGCUUAGUAGGAUCUGGGAUAGUGGUGGAGGGGAUAAGGAUAAGAAGGGGAAGAAGGGGAAGUGGAGCGCUCCUGCAUGAGAUAGGACCUAGAGGAGGGCCGGUUCACGGUUACGGUAUGCAUGUGUUGGAGUCAGAUAUACAUAGGUACUAGCGGUCAGUUGUCACGAUUGUGAAAAAAAGUAAGGGGGAAAAGGCAAGAGUCGUAUGCAUUCAGAACCACCCGAGCAUUAUUUCCAUUUUAAUCGGCAUAAAACGUCCGAGGUCUAAUCUACAUUCAAGAGAUACCCACCUGAAUGCGAAUCCUGCCUGUCUUGUGUUUAUAGGGUACAUAUGGAUAAUGAAAGGGUAUUGGGCAUCCGCGUCCCGGGAAUUCGUCUAGCGCAAUCAAUCCACCGAUUUAUGGAAGCCUCUAGCUUUCGAAAGUGAAGCUAGCACCGACCUAUUUUUCUGUUAGAAUACGACCCUACUAUUAGGAUAAUUCACGAUGCAAUACUAACCUUGUGGGUGGCCUGGUCAAGCUUCUGGGUGUCGAAAGAGGCACCGAGACCCAGGGUAACGCCAGGGCGGAGAAGGACGUUGUAGGAAACGGCAGCGACACCACGGUCAUUGAUCUUGGCCUAUUUUACGUUUUGUUAGUGUCUUCAUAAGUUGUUCAAUCCAAUUGCGCCAGAGGGGACAAACC